CAAAAGGCAAGAAAAAAAAGAGACUGAAUUGUGUCAAGUAAAAGGCCGCAAGAACAAUGUCUAUGUCUAUGAGCAACAUGGCCAUGGGCACGUCAUCGGCGAUGGCAUCGAUGACAAGCAUGACGAUGACUGGUACUGCAACCGCUUCGAGUGCUACAUCCACUGCUAUGAAAAUGAGUAUGGGUGGGUCGUGCAAGAUCUCGAUGCUGUGGAAUUGGAACACCGUGGAUUCAUGUUUCAUCGCUGCCAGCUGGCACGUAACUUCGAAGGGCAUGUUCGCCGGUUGUUGCGUCGGAGUUAUCUUCCUCGUUGUCGCGCUUGAGUUCCUGCGUCGGUGUGGCAAAGAGUAUGAUCGUUAUCUCCUGCGUGAGCAUCAAAGGAAACUUGCUGUCGUUGGAACAACAACUUCCUCACCAUGCUUUUCCAAUGCUCACGCCAAGAACAGCACCGCAUCGAUCGCGAGUCGAUGCGCACCAGUGAUGAGGUUUAGACCAAAUGUACUACAGCAAGCAGUAAGAGCGCUGGUCCAUAUGUUGGCUUUCGCAGUAGCAUAUUUUAUUAUGCUACUAGCUAUGUACUAUAACGGCUACUUCAUAAUAUGCAUUUUCAUUGGGGCUUACAUUGGAUUCUUCAUAUUUGGAUGGGAGACUGUCUCACUAGGAGGGCCGCAAGAGGAAACGACUGUGUGCUGCGGAUAAGCUUGAAGGAUUACGAUUGAUACUCUCGAUGAGGUUGCAAUGACAUCCGAAUCGUAGAAUCACAAUGUAUCGCAGAUGCUCCUUGAAUUCUGUCAAGAGGUUUGAUACUAGCAUUUUCACUGUUCUCUGCUCCAAACGACUGUUUCUACUGUUUCUCGGCGCUCGGAUUCCAUUUCGCCCGCGCAUGGCCGAGAUGCC
Molecule: messenger RNA, 896 nt
Organism: Verruconis gallopava
Lineage: Eukaryota; Fungi; Ascomycota; Dothideomycetes; Venturiales; Sympoventuriaceae
Exons: 5
Coding region: 57-698 (213 amino acids)
Biological process (GO): copper ion transmembrane transport
Cellular component (GO): membrane
Molecular function (GO): copper ion transmembrane transporter activity
Source: RefSeq, a predicted model, not a curated record